This is a messenger RNA of Fusarium subglutinans, 1077 nucleotides long. Its product is annotated as d-amino acid oxidase. The coding region runs from base 1 to 1077 and encodes 358 amino acids. Lineage: Eukaryota; Fungi; Ascomycota; Sordariomycetes; Hypocreales; Nectriaceae. The transcript has 3 exons. Gene Ontology annotation, molecular function: D-amino-acid oxidase activity; FAD binding. The record is from RefSeq and is a predicted model, not a curated record.
AUGUCUCAACAAGGCGAAACUAUUGUCGUCGUCGGUGCUGGCGUCAUAGGACUAUCUACGGCCCUUCGAGUCCAAGAAAAAACUCUUUCUCAGAGCAAUCCACCAUCCGUUGUUAUCAUCGCAAGAGAUUUCCCCAACGAGACGUCCAUAAACUACGCUACACCAUGGGCUGGCGCGCAUUAUCGACCAUGCCCAGGGAAUACACCUCAGUUACUCCAAGAAGCGGUAUGGGCAGAGAAGACAUACGAUACUCUAGACAGUUGGUCUGAGAAAGACAAACUUGCCGCUGGCGUCGAAUUCAUGCCCGGAGAAGAGUUCUUCGAAGCCCCAAGGCCUGAAUAUGUCGAUGCUGCCAAGGAUGUAUCACAGUCGGUGUACGCUCACCUCAAAUCGAGUUUUGAGCUUUUCAGCAGCAGUGAAUUGAGUGCUAUGGGUGACUCCCUGCAACUGGGCUUCCGUUACCGGUCAUAUUCUCUCAAUAGCCCUUUAUAUGCUUCGUUUUUACAGCGCAGAUUUCAGAACAGAGGAGGCAGCGUAAGAAAGUACAUACUUGCAUCACUGGAAGAGGUCUUCUGGAUCGAAAACUCUGUCAAGGCUGUGAUCAACUGUUCAGGCAUGGGGUUCGGUGACCCGAAAGUAUUUCCCAUUCGCGGCCAGACAUGCCUUGUGCGGAACCCGAUCUCGAAGACCAUAACACGCCAAAACUCGGAUGGGUCUUGGUCGUUCGCUAUUCCUCGACCUUUAGAAGGCGGAACUAUCAUUGGAGGCACCAAAGAGCCUCAUAAUUGGGACCCUUACCCUUCAGCUGAUACUCGACAAACUCUCUUGUCCAAUGCAGCCAAAUGGUUCCCUUUCGGCAGUGAGUCCGGUCGCUUCGAUGUCGUCAGAGACAUUGUUGGUCGUCGGCCAGCGCGUGAAGGUGGCCUUCGCCUAGAACUGGAGCGUUUUAAGCCUGGGGUCGUCGUUCAUGCGUAUGGUGUUGGCGGUAGAGGUCUUGAGCUAUCAUGGGGCAUUGCAGAUGAGGUUGUUAGCUUGCUUCAAAAGCAAGGCUACUUUUCGCCUCGAGCGCAUUUGUAG